CGGUAUCAUAUUAUCGCCCAUUCAUUUCUGCAGUCUCUGUUGCCGCUUGACAGAUCAAUUUUUCAGCUAAUCAGACAUCCAGGCAGUUGAGGAGCUUUAGCGUAAACGAUUUGUGACAUUCUCCAGAGAUGGCUACGGUUAUGAUUGGUAACAAUCCUCGAGCGGCGGUCAAAGGGAAUGCAAACCUUAAUGGAUUGUUUGAAUGCUUUAAAAAAUCUGGCUUGACAGACUUUAUACGGUGUCCCGAGGAUAGUUCUACACUGGAUUUUUCUGCGCAGAAUCUUCGAUUUAGAGAACCACAAAUACGCAAGCCUGACUAUAUCUUUAUUCCCGAGGACAAAUACCAGCUGCAAGAAUUUGUGUUUUUACUCGUAAAUUCCAGUCAAAGGUGGCAGAUUCGUGUUCGAUGUGGAGGACACAGCUACGAGGGGCUUUCCUACACUGCCGAUGCUCCUUUCGUUCUUAUCGAUCUUCUAAAGUUGAACAAAGUCAAUGUGGACAGGAAAUCAGAGACGGCCUGGGUAGAAGGAGGCGCAACGUUAGGUGAAGUUUAUUCUGCUGUAGCAGAAAGCUCACCUGAGUUGGCGUUUCCUGCAGGAAUUUGUCACACGGUGGGCUCCGGUGGUCAUUUUGCGGGCGGGGGGAUGGGCUUUCUGGCGAGAAAGUACGGCCUUGCAGCUGACAAUAUAUUGGAUGCCCUCCUGAUAAAUGGGUCAGGGGAGAUGGUGGAUAGAAGCGGAAUGGGCGAAGAUGUGUUUUGGGCCCUGAGAGGAGGUGGCGGUGGCAGCUGGGGAGUUGUUUAUGCCUGGAAAAUUCGGUUGGUGAGGGUGCCUCAAAUUUUAACAACCUUCAAAGUGGUUAAACAUGGUACAGAUAUUGUCACCGAGACAGUGAACAAAUGGCAACACGUUGCUCCCAAAAUGGAGGACAACAUCUUAAUGCAAGUAAAGGUCGACUUCAAUGAGAAAAAAGUAAUCAGAGCCAUGUUCGAAGGAACAUAUCUUGGGCGUAAGAACGAGCUGGUGAAUAAAAUUGCCAACAGCUUCCCAGAGCUUCAAAUGGAGUCGGCAAAUUGUGAAGAAAUGAGUUGGAUAGAGACAAUUGCCUACUUCGAUAAUAACAUCCAAGUCAGCGAAUUGACCAACAGGUAUUAUUACAACAAGACCUACUUCAAAUCGAAGUCAGAUUUCGCCAAGGUCCCUCUUCCAGAGUCCGCGUUGAGAGGACUAUGGAGCAGAAUGCAUAAAGAGCCGCGUGUGUUUACUGUUUUCUUUCCCUUGGGAGGGAUGAUGGACAGGAAACCCUCCAAUGCGACGCCGUUUCCUCAUCGGGCAGGCACAUUGUUCAACAUACACUACAACAUAUCCUGGAGCGAGAGUUGUGAAGAUGAUUACUACCUUAAAUGGAUGAGGGAUCUUUACCAGUACAUGGAACCUUAUGUCUCCCAUUCUCCCAGGGCUGCAUACAUCAACUUUCUUGACCUUGAUCUGGGCACUAGCCACGAUUCUGUUGAAGAGGCCAGAGUUUGGGGUGAGAAAUAUUUUGGUGCAAAUUUUGAUAGGCUUGUUGAUGCUAAAACGCAGGUGGAUCCCGCUAACAAGUUCAAUAAUCCUCAGAGCAUUCCCCCUAGGUGUGUUUAAAAUGUUAAAAAAUAAUGUUUAUACUAUGCAUCUAUCUAUAUCAACAUAAAAUGGCGCUUCUAUGAGCUAUGAUAC
This is a messenger RNA of Cryptomeria japonica (Japanese cedar), 1715 nucleotides long. RefSeq names its product berberine bridge enzyme-like D-2. Gene Ontology annotation, molecular function: FAD binding; oxidoreductase activity. The transcript is spliced from 3 exons. NCBI's taxonomy places the organism in Eukaryota, Viridiplantae, Streptophyta, Pinopsida, Cupressales, Cupressaceae. The record is from RefSeq and is a predicted model, not a curated record. Bases 129 to 1640 code for a protein of 503 amino acids.